Messenger RNA from Thalassophryne amazonica, 739 nucleotides. RefSeq names its product E3 ubiquitin-protein ligase MARCH5-like. The transcript is spliced from 3 exons. NCBI's taxonomy places the organism in Eukaryota, Metazoa, Chordata, Actinopteri, Batrachoidiformes, Batrachoididae. Gene Ontology annotation, molecular function: zinc ion binding. The record is from RefSeq and is a predicted model, not a curated record. The coding region runs from base 329 to 739 and encodes 136 amino acids.
CUUGAUGACGUAAUACGUAGAGCGACACUAUUUUGCAAGAGACGGCUCGAUGGAUACUAACGAAAUACGUAUUUUUAUUUUUGCUUGGAAUAGCGCAUCAGUCGUCGGUUAAUGCUGUUAUAUUACCAUGAUAACGAAUAUGUUUUAUGCGGAAUAAGUGACUGUAUUGCAGCGAACGUACCUUGUCAGCACAGAGGCCUGUGUUAGCGUCCUUCGGCGAGCGAGUGAAGCCCAGGUUCAGGCGUGUGGGUUUUAUUGUAACCACGCCGGAGUUAAAUCAACUCUAUCACGAACAGUACAGCUGAAUAUUUACUUUCGCUCCACGGCUAUGGCAGAACAGAACGCUGUGGCAACGUUGCCGAGUUUGGACAGGAGCUGCUGGGUGUGCUUCGCCACAGAUGAGGAUGACCGUACUGCAGAGUGGGUGCGUCCAUGCCGCUGUCGUGGUUCCACUAAAUGGGUUCACCAGUCCUGCCUGCAGCGCUGGGUGGAUGAGAAGCAGCGGGGCAACAGCACAGCACGUGUAGCCUGCCCACAAUGCAACGCAGAAUACCUCAUUGUCUUUCCAAAACUGGUACCACAUAGUGCUGAGCUUCCUGUACCUUCACCUCCAGAAAGAAAACAACCAUCAGAAGAAGAAAGCACUGAAUCAGAGGAUGGGGAGAACAGUGAAGUGGACUGUGACAUUACAGAUACAGUUUGUGAGGGAAUCCUUACUUCCCAAGUCAAGGAGAUCUGA